Messenger RNA from Emiliania huxleyi CCMP1516, 975 nucleotides. RefSeq lists its product as hypothetical. Bases 1 to 975 code for a protein of 324 amino acids. Gene Ontology annotation, cellular component: cytosol. Gene Ontology annotation, molecular function: zinc ion binding; cytidine deaminase activity. NCBI's taxonomy places the organism in Eukaryota, Haptophyta, Isochrysidales, Noelaerhabdaceae. The transcript is spliced from 3 exons. The record is from RefSeq and is a predicted model, not a curated record.
AUGCUUGGCGGCCUCUCGCGCCUCGCCCACGGCCUCUGGGAGUGCGGCGAGUGCGGCCUUGUCGACGAGCGCGGCUUCGAUGACGAUCACUGGGUGCGUCAGGCCCACCGGGUGCGCGACGAGAGGGUGCGCCGGCCUUCGCAGUCCAAAUUCCGGGUCGUGGCAGUCGUCGUCUAUGAGCGUGGCGACGGUACCGUCUCGCACGUGAUUGGCCACAACGACGAGGCGGCGUGCCUAAAGAACUCCAUCUGCGCCGAGCGCGCCGCCUUCGUGCAGCUCUGCAUGCUGCCUCAGUCAGCUUGCUCCCGCGUCACGGCCGUCUACAUUGCCUCCGACGCCGCCGAGCCCAUCACGCCGGGAGCGCUGUGCCGUGAGUUCAUGAUGUCGUCGCCUCUCACAUCGACCGACACGCGCAUCGUGAUGGAGGGCGGUGGGCGGAGGCUUGACCUCCGGCUGGCCGGCCUCUACCCGCACGCGUCGCCCUACAUCCGCCUGACGGCCGAGGAGCAAGCGGCGGCCGGGAGGCGACUUGGGCCGGCGGCGUGGGAGGGCGCGGUCGCGGCGGCGCAAAGGGACGCGCGCCCGCUCCACGCGAUUGGAUACGGCAGCGGACCCCACGACAGCGCCUGCGUCGUCUUCGAGGACGGCAGCGACGCGAGGGCGUGGCAGUGGAAGGCGCUCGAGUACAGCUGCAGCCUCGACGCGGUGUGCUUGCUCGCCCCCGCCCUCGCGGCGCGCAGGGAUGGCGGCGUCGAGCCGCGCGUGCUCUGCCUCGCCGACCAGCACGGGGUGUGCCACGCACCGCACGCCACCGCGAGGGCCAUCCUCGUGGAGCACGGCUACGGCGAUGUCCGUGUCCUUGUCCACGACAGCGACGGCCACGCCCACACGCCCACGGCGGCGGAGCUGCUGCCAACGGCGCCCACCGCCUUCGACGCUUUCCUGGCGUGCGGAGGCGGCGCCGGCGAGGCUUAA